Messenger RNA from Aspergillus vadensis CBS 113365, 909 nucleotides. Its product is annotated as putative flavoprotein. Gene Ontology annotation, biological process: coenzyme A biosynthetic process. The record is from RefSeq and is a predicted model, not a curated record. NCBI's taxonomy places the organism in Eukaryota, Fungi, Ascomycota, Eurotiomycetes, Eurotiales, Aspergillaceae. Gene Ontology annotation, molecular function: phosphopantothenoylcysteine decarboxylase activity; FMN binding. The transcript has a single exon. Gene Ontology annotation, cellular component: phosphopantothenoylcysteine decarboxylase complex. The coding region runs from base 167 to 880 and encodes 237 amino acids.
UGUUAGCAGAGUAAUUGAUAAACAGGUUACUCCUCCAAAACACCCCGCGUGUGCUUUCGCAAACACCCCGCAACUCCAAUUCUGAAUUAUUUCAUCACCCCGCGUUUCGACAUUUGCACUCAUCAUAUCAUUUGCCCAAUUCGGCCAGUAUCUGCCCAACAGCCCCAUGGAAUCCUCACCAGCUCCGUUCAAAGCCCAACAUCACAUGGGUGACAAUAAAAUUCAUGUGCUUCUUGCAGCCAGUGGGUCGGUUGCGACCAUUAAACUACCCAAUAUCGCUAAAGCCCUUGGCCGCCAUUCGAAUGUUUCUAUCCGCAUAAUCGUUACAAGAUCAGCGGCUGAAUUUCUUAAGGGACAGAGUCACGAGCAACCAUUGCUCGAAAAUCUCCUCGAACUUCCGGGUGUGGAUGCUAUUUACCGAGACGAGGAUGAGUGGAGGCACACUUGGAUUCGUGGCGAGCCAAUCCUACAUAUAGAGCUCAGAAAAUGGGCACAUAUUCUACUCAUCGCUCCUUUAUCCGCCAACACCAUGGCCAAAAUGACCAUGGGAAUUUCAGAUAAUCUUCUUCUCUCUGUUUUGCGAGCAUGGGACACGACGGGAUCGGUGGACGCCACAUUUAAGGAGAAGAAGCCCAUUGUGUUUGUUGCCCCUGCCAUGAAUACAGCAAUGUGGUUUCAUCCGAUCACCGCAAAGCAACUGGCUAUACUGAAUGAUGAAUGGGGCGUAAACUCUCGCAACAACGAGGGUUGGGUAUCUGUACUUAACCCGAUAGACAAAUCUCUUGCUUGCGGCGAUACAGGAACCGGGGGGAUGAUGGAAUGGGAAACCAUAGUCGAUAAGGUGGAGCAGUAUUUAGGUAUUGGCAAGGACGAUAAAUAAAGAGGUUAGCUAGAGCUUCAGGACCUGAA